CUCUGGGUCGUGAAAAUAGGCCACGUGAACACGCUGCCCUAUAGACUUAUGACCCAACGGCUGUCGCGCACUUGGAGGGCGGGCCAAGAAUCUAAGAGGGCGAGCGUCAUUGGCCAGAAUACUCACUGAAGGAGGAAGAUGAUUGGUUCGUUUUAGGCCUUAGCCAUGAAGAAGCAAGUUGCUACACCCGCCUUUACUGCGGCGAAGUGUCAUUGCUGACGUGAGAAUCGUGAUCCAAUCAUUUGGUUAUGGAACAUUCUAAAACUUAGAGGAGACGGUUAUGAUUGGCUGAAGGGCAUAAGCCCGCCUCCCGGGUGACGUGUCUGCGUAUGGAUAUCAGUUGCCAGAGAAACCUGGCUUUACUAUGGCGGUUGGAGGAACGGCAGUGAUCACACGUCUGCUGCUGGAAAGAACUGGAUUCUCGUUUCAGGUCACCAUCAGAAAAGCUAAGUUUGCUAUACAGUAAGGAUCAGGAGAUCUGAUCCUGAUUGCAGAGCCACCCCUGAUUGCAGAAUCCUGGGUUGUGUCUCCCAUUUCAUCCUUCCAGACCACCCCAGAAGAUCUGUAAGAGUCCAUCUGGGAAAUCACUAGGAAUUCUUGGAAGGGAAAGAAGGAUUGUUGGUUGGAAUAAAAACAGGGUUGAAUGAGUUCCAGAAAGCAGGGAUCUCAAACUCGUGGACAACAAUCUGCAGAAGAAGACAACUUCAAGAAGCCUACUCGAAGCAACAUGCAGAGAAGUAAGAUGAGAGGAGCCUCCUCAGGAAAGAAGACAGCUGGUCCACAGCCAAAGAAUCUUGAACCAGCUUUGCCAGGAAGAUGGGGAGGUCGCUCUGCAGAGAAUCCCCCUUCUGUAUCUGUGAGGAAGACAAGAAAGAACAAACAGAAGACUCCUGGAAACGGAGAUGGUGGCAGUACCAGUGAAGUCCCCCAGCCCCCUCGUAAGAAAAGGGCCCGGGCAGACCCCACUGUUGAAAGCGAGGAGGCCUUUAAGAAUAGAAUGGAAGUUAAAGUGAAGAUUCCUGAAGAAUUAAAACCAUGGCUUGUUGAGGACUGGGACUUAGUUACCAGGCAGAAGCAGCUCUUUCAACUCCCUGCUAAGAAGAAUGUAGAUGCUAUUCUGGAAGAGUAUGCAAAUUGCAAGAAAUCACAGGGAAAUGUCGAUAAUAAGGAAUAUGCGGUUAAUGAAGUUGUGGCAGGAAUAAAAGAGUAUUUCAAUGUGAUGUUGGGCACUCAGCUGCUCUACAAAUUUGAGAGGCCCCAAUAUGCUGAGAUCCUUUUGGCUCACCCUGAUGCCCCAAUGUCCCAGGUUUAUGGGGCACCACAUCUACUGAGAUUAUUUGUAAGAAUCGGAGCAAUGUUGGCCUAUACACCCCUUGAUGAGAAGAGCCUUGCAUUAUUGUUGGGCUAUUUGCAUGAUUUCCUAAAAUACCUGGCAAAGAAUUCUGCAUCUCUGUUUACUGCCAGUGAUUAUAAAGUGGCUUCUGCUGAGUAUCACCGCAAAGCCCUGUGAGGGUCUACUGACCACUCACUGUUAAUGUCUGAUAUCUGUAAACACUUUAUGUUCUUAGUGUUUUCUUGUAUAGUUGAUGUUCUUUAAAAUUGUUAAUGUAUAACAGGGCUUAUGUUUCAGUUUUCUGUUCUGUUUUAAACAGAAAAUAAAAGGAGUGCACACUCCUUUCCUCAUUUCAAAGUCGCUACCAGUGUAUGCAGUAAUUAGACAAAGAAGAAACAUUCAGUAGAACAUUUUAUUGCCUAGUUGACAACAUUGCUUGAAUGCUGGUGGUUCUACCCCUUUGACACUACACAGUUUUCUAUGUGUUAAUGCUCCGUGAUGAAAUGCCCUGAUUCCUAGUGCCAAAGGUUCAACGUAAUGUAUAUACCUGAAAACCCAUGCAUUUGUGCUCUUUUUUUUUUUAUGGUGCUUGAAGUAAAACAGCCCAUCCUCUGCAAAUCCAUCUAUGUUGUUCCUUAGGCAUUCUAUCUUUGCUCAAAUUGUUGAAGGAUGGUGGUUUGUUUCAUGGUUUUUGUAUUUGAGUCUAAUGCACGUUCUAACAUGAUAGAGGCAAUGCAUUAUUGUGUAGCCACGGUUUUCUGGAAAAGUUGAUAUUUUAGGAAUUGUAUUUCAGAUCUUAAAUAAAAUUUGUUUCUAAAUUUCAAAGCAA
Molecule: messenger RNA, 2162 nt
Organism: Castor canadensis (American beaver)
Lineage: Eukaryota; Metazoa; Chordata; Mammalia; Rodentia; Castoridae
Gene: Morf4l2
Product: mortality factor 4 like 2
Biological process (GO): chromatin organization; regulation of DNA-templated transcription
Cellular component (GO): NuA4 histone acetyltransferase complex; nucleus
Source: RefSeq, a predicted model, not a curated record